CCAUCAUUUUUUAACCCCAUUUCGUGUAUGUUUACUAAGUUAGUAAUACUAACAUAUCCAUAUUCGUUUGUGUUUUAACCCCAUACCCUAAAAUUCUAUUCAAACCCUAACUCUAUUCAAGCCCUAUUAGCACCAUCAAAACCCGUUGUCCAAAAAACACAAACCAAAUAUAUAGAUGUUCAUUAUAAUGCUUGUGUCUUAUAUGGAAUUCGCCUUUCAAUAAUAUAGGGUUAGCAUAUUUUGAAAUCAUUGGUUCUCAAUGUUAUUGACCUUUUAAACAACAAAUAAUAUUUAACACAUUUUAAUAUUAAUAUUUAUCAAAGUUGGUAUAUAAAUAUAAAACAUAAUAAAUAGAAACUCACAAAUUUUCGGAUUCAAAACAAAUAAAUUCCAAGAAUAUUCUCUAUAACAUCCAUUUUCGUAAUUGCUAAAUACAAUAAAUUCAAAAGAUAAUAUAUAGAAAUAAAAAGUUUUGAUUUAACUAAAUUAACUUGAUGACUACGCAUAGAAUAUAUUCUGUUUGACAUGUUAACUGAAAUUAUAUUAGUAAUAAAUAGAAACUCAUAAAUUUUCGGAUUCAAAAUAAAUUAAUUCCAAGAAUAUUCUCUAUAACAUCCAUUUUUGUAACUGAAUUUAUAUUAGUUGCCAUAUAUUAUGUUUGACAUGGUAAUUGAAUUUAUAUUAGUUACCAUAUAUUCUGUAAAUCAUAUUAAAUGUAUUUAGUGAUUAGUUUCAUAAAAUAAAAACUGACUAUAAAAAAUAUAAAAUCUAUUAAAAUAUAGAUUAAACAAAUAUUUAUUAAUUUAAAUAACAUUUUAAAAAGAAACGAUCCCGUGCUUUGAAAGCGCGGAUCAAAAUCUAGUAAUUUCAUUAAACCGAUUGCCUAACUAAAGUUAAUGAUUAAACAAAAAAAUUUGGUGAAAUGAUUAAAUAAGAGUUUUAGGUGAUUUGUAUUAAAAUGACAAAUUCACUAUUAUUCAAACAUAAAUUUUAAAAACUUAUUUAAAAUCCACUGUUAUUAAAUUUAACAUUUCGUAGAAUACUUUAAAAUUCACUUUUAUUGAAAAUAUUUUAAGUUGUGGACUUCGGUAAUUUUAUGAUGUUUGGGUGGAGUUUCUUAGUUAAAAAUAAAAUAAAAUUCAAAUCAUAUGGUUUUAGGUUAUAUUCUAGAAUGGUUUAACAAAAAUCACAUAAAUCUCUACAACUUAUUGAAAUCAAUUAAAACUUCGUUAAAAAUCAAAUCAGCUCAAGUGUUAUAUUGAAUACAUCCCCUUUAAUUGAAUGAUGACUAAAUAUUAAAUAUUAAAGAUAAUGAGAAUAAAAAGCAUGUGAUUUGUUUUAUAAAUUAAUGGUUUAUAAAGAAGUUUUAACGUAAUGCAAAUAAAACCAUUCAUUAAAUUGUAAAAUUCUGGUUAGUUAGAUAAUUUUUUUGUGAAGUUAACUUUUGUUUUCAUAGUAGUUGUACUUAUUCUAAAAUUUUGUAAUAGAAUCAUAAAUUGUCUGAUAAAAUAACAUAGGAUUUUGGUUUUAGAAUAUUAGUCCGGCCGAAAAAACUACCAAUGAAAAACCUACAGAUUUUUGAACACUGAAAACGUAUCUUUUAUGAUUUUAAAAUUCCAAGAACGAAACAUCUCCCCUUAUUACAAAAAAAAACUAAAAGAAACAGAUAAUAUAAUAGAACAUGACUUUAUAAUAAAAUAAAAUAUAGAUAAAUACCUAUAUUUAAGUUAACAUAAAUAGCAGAUUGUUGCCUUUGCAUACCCUAUAUCCUCUUCCUUUUUUUUCUCUUUAUAUCUGUGAAGAAGAAGAAGGCACAUGAAGUUUUAGAAGAAGAAAAAAAAACAGUCUUCUUUCAACUUUUAGGUAGUAGGAAUUAAUUAAAGAGAGAGAGAAAUAUUUGCACAGAGUCAUUAAGAGGUUCUAACGAAUUACCCACAAUCUAGGAAACCCUGUUUGAAAUUCAAUUCAAUUCAUUCAUCUUUCUUUUUGCCGUGUGGUUGAUUUUUCCCGGGAAAAUUGGUGUAUCAUCUGUUUCCUGCGAAAAUCUGUCGACUUUUCACUUUUGUUCCAUUAAAGCUCAAAGCUUUACGAUUCCAACAAUGGAGGAAGUUUCUCCGGCGGUUGCUAUGCCUUUCAUGCCAUUCCCCGAGACCCCCCAGAUGGAGCUUGCAGGGAUCAUGCUGGGUAAAGGCUACUGCAACGGCCAAUACUCAUCUCAAGAUUCCGACAACGGCGAAGAGACUUCUUCGUGUUCUGUUUCUGGAGCUCAACCUAGGAUAGUUUCUUCGUCGUCAGACAAAGUCGCCGGAGAAGGGAUCAACGGCUCGGACGAGAGAUCGACGGUUCAGAGCGAGAAGAAGAUGAUCAGCAGGACGGAGAGCAGGAGCCUGUUCGAGUUCAAGAGUGUGCCUUUGUACGGUUUUACUUCGAUCUGUGGGAGAAGACCGGAGAUGGAAGAUGCUGUCUCCGCGAUACCUAGGUUCCUUCAAUCUCCGACCAAUUCGCUGGUGGAUGGUCGGUUCAAUCCUCAGUCAACCGCUCAUUUCUUCGGUGUCUACGACGGCCACGGCGGUUCUCAGGUAGCGGACUAUUGUAGAGAGAGGAUGCAUCUGGCUUUAGCUGAGGAGAUAGCCAGGGAGAAUCCGAUGCUCUGCGAUGGCGACACGUGGCAGGAGAAGUGGAAGAGGGCUUUGUUCAACUCGUUCCUCCGCGUUGACUCGGAGAUCGAGUCGGUGGCCCCGGAGACUGUUGGGUCAACCUCGGUGGUCGCUGUCGUUUUCCCGACUCAUAUCUUCGUCGCGAAUUGCGGCGACUCCAGAGCCGUUCUUUGCCGUGGCAAAACUGCCCUUCCUUUGUCCACUGACCACAAACCGGAUAGAGAAGAUGAAGCGGAGAGGAUUGAAGCAGCCGGGGGGAAAGUUAUCAGGUGGAACGGAGCUCGUGUCUUUGGUGUUCUCGCCAUGUCAAGAUCCAUUGGCGAUAGAUACUUGAAACCGUCGAUCAUUCCUGAUCCGGAAGUGACGGCUGUGAGGAGAGUUAAAGAAGAUGACUGUCUGAUACUAGCGAGUGACGGUGUUUGGGAUGUAAUGACGGAUGAGGAAGCGUGCGAGAUGGCGCGGAAGCGGAUUCUCUUGUGGCACAAGAAGAACGCAAUGGCUGGAGAUGCGUCGUUGCUCACGAAUGAGAGGAGAGGAGAAGGGAAAGAUCCGGCCGCAAUGUCGGCAGCUGAGUACUUGUCAAAACUGGCGUUACAGAGAGGGAGCAAAGACAACAUCACUGUGGUGGUGGUUGAUUUGAAGCCUCAGAGGAAAUUCAAGAGCAAACCCUUGAAUUGAAGCAGAUGGUCCUUGUUCUUCUCUUUUUUAAUCACUGAAUAUGGGUCUCUCACAUUAUAAUUUGUGUUUUCUUUUUAAAAUUAAUUUUUAACUAACAUUAUAAAUUUACAAGCAUAUGAUAUAAUGUAGCUUAAAGUGUUAAGCUCUUAUUCGUAGCAUAUCCUAAAAGCCCCUUGUAUUUUUCUUCCCGGGCUAAUUGUAAUAUGGUUUUACAAACUUACAAUAUACAUUAUUGUUUAUCCAAA
This is a messenger RNA of Brassica napus (rape), 3580 nucleotides long. RefSeq names its product protein phosphatase 2C 56. The transcript has 5 exons. The record is from RefSeq and is a predicted model, not a curated record. NCBI's taxonomy places the organism in Eukaryota, Viridiplantae, Streptophyta, Magnoliopsida, Brassicales, Brassicaceae. Gene Ontology annotation, molecular function: cation binding; protein serine/threonine phosphatase activity. Gene Ontology annotation, biological process: protein dephosphorylation. Bases 2100 to 3335 code for a protein of 411 amino acids.